UGCUCUCAUGUUACUAAAAGCAUAUAGUUUUAACAAAGAAACUGAUAAGCAAUCGUUGUUUGAGUUCAAGUCUCAAGUUCCUGAAGAUAAAAGAAUAAAAUUGUCCUCGUGGAACAACUCAUUGCUUCUUUGCAACUGGACCGGGGUUACAUGUGGUCGCAAACACAAGAGAGUUACUGGUUUGGAUAUUGGAGGAUUACAAUUAGGCGGGGUGAUUUCACCAUCUAUUGGUAAUCUUUCCUUUCUCAUAUCACUUAAUCUCUCAUACAACUCUUUUGGUGGUACCAUCCCUCAAGAGAUGGGAAACUUGUUUGGACUUCAAAGCUUGUUUAUAUCAUUUAAUUUUCUCCAAGGAAAGAUUCCAGCUAACCUAUUUAACUGCUCUAGAAUGUUUGAGCUUGAGUUAUUUUCAAAUUCUCUUGGAGCACAUAUUCCUUCAGAGCUAGGGUCAUUGAAAAAGCUUGUUUAUUUAGAACUUGGCCGAAACAACCUAAAAGGAAAGCUCCCUGCAUCUCUAGGAAACUUGACAUCCCUUAGUGAUCUUGGCUUUGGAGGUAAUAACAUGGAAGGACAAAUUCCUAAUGAUAUAGCUCGAUUGACUCAACUGAUCUAUCUUGAUCUAUCAACAAACCAUUUUUCUGGUUAUUUGAACAUCUUCAGUAAUAAUUUCUCUGGGAGCCUGAGGCCUGAUUUUGGUUAUUUAUUACCAAACUUUCGAGAGCUGUAUUUAGGAAAUAAUAUUUUCACUGGAGUCAUUCCAACAACACUUCCCAACAUCUCUAGUCUUCAAAUGCUGGGAAUGGAGUAUAAUAGUCUAACAGGAAACAUUCCUCUGAACUUUGGAAAAGUGCGGGAUUUGCAAAUCCUAGCAUUUAAUCAAAAUUCUUUGGGAAGCUCUUCUGCUGGAGAUCUUGACUUUCUUGGUGCCUUAACUAACUGCACCCAAUUCAAUACUUUAGUUGUGUCUUACAACAAGCUUGGGGGUGAUUUGCCCACCACCAUUGCCAAUUUGUCCAUCAAGCAUAGGCACAUCUUUGCUUUUGUUGUUGUUUAUAGCUUCAGUUUCUCUCUGUUGGUA
Messenger RNA from Thlaspi arvense, 1078 nucleotides. The record is from the annotation of a GenBank genome assembly. NCBI's taxonomy places the organism in Eukaryota, Viridiplantae, Streptophyta, Magnoliopsida, Brassicales, Brassicaceae.